Messenger RNA from Cyanistes caeruleus (blue tit), 3865 nucleotides. Lineage: Eukaryota; Metazoa; Chordata; Aves; Passeriformes; Paridae. The record is from RefSeq and is a predicted model, not a curated record.
CUGUGGUUUUUAAUAAGGUGUGGAGGGAAGCACUUGAGGUCUGUGUGUUGUCAGUCUCACUGUGGCCCUUCAGCUCUCUCUAAAUGAGCUGUGCUGAUGCUCUUCGGUCCUUAACGAAUCCACCCCGCCUUUCCUCAUCCCUGAGGCCUUUCCCUCCCCGGUGCUGGGAUGGUCACUCCCACUGUCCCUUCUCUUGCAGUGGAGCAUGAAAUGCUGCAGGUGUGACUCGAGGCUGCCCCACAGCUACAGCGGGCACCGCGUGGAGAACGUGCUGUCCUCGGCCGGCCGCGCGCGCUGGUGGCAGUCCCAGAACGGUGUCGAGCGCGUGUCCCUGCAGCUGGACCUGGAGCAGAUGUUCCAGCUGGACGGCGUCGUGCUGCACUUCAGGUCGCCGCCCGCAGCGAUGCUCUUGGAGCGCUCGGUGGAUGCCGGCAGGACGUGGCAGGUGCUGCAGUACCUGGCCUCCGACUGCGCCGCCGCCUUCCCCCACGUGCCCCGCGGCUCCCCCGAGGGCUGGCAGGACCCCCGGUGCCAGGAGCUGCGGGGGCACCCCCUGCAUGGGGGCACGAUGAAAUUCAGUGUUCGAGACCUGGGGUCUACCAUCAGCUCCUCUUACAGCCAAGCCAUCGAGAAGCUGGGGCCCUUCACCAACCUGCGCAUCAACUUCACGGCGCUGCCCCACAUCCCACGCCAGGGGUACCACUCGCCCAGCACCUUCUACGCCGUGACAGAGAUGCAGGUGCUGGGGAGCUGCUUCUGCCACGGCCACGCCGAGCGCUGCACCCCUGCGGGGGACCAGCACAGCACGGUCCCCGGGCACUGCGUGUGCCAGCACAACACGGCCGGGCCGCACUGCGAGCGCUGCGCUGCCCUGUUCAACGCCCGGCCCUGGGCACCCGCCGAGGACAGCGACCCCCGCGCGUGCCAGCGAUGCGACUGCAAUGGUCACUCGUCCUCGUGCCACUUUGACCCCGAGCUGUACCAGGCCAGCGGCGGGGCCAGCGGGGGGGUGUGUGACAGCUGCCAGCACAACACCGAGGGCAGCAACUGCGAGCGCUGCAAAACCAACUAUUUCCGCAACCCGCGGCGGGAGCUGAGCCACCCCGAGGCCUGUCUGCCCUGUGAGUGUGACCCGGAUGGCACCGUGCCCGGCUCCGUCUGUGACCCGGGGACAGGGCGCUGUGUUUGCAAGGACAACGUGCAGGGCGAGCGCUGCCACCUCUGCAAGCCGGGCUUUGCCCAGCUGGCCGCUGCCAACCCCGCUGGGUGCCGCAGAUGCACCUGCAAUGCCCUGGGCACGCGGCAGGACACGGCGCCCUGUGACAGCGACACCGGGAGCUGCUUCUGCCUGCCCAACGUGGUGGGCAGCGACUGCGGGCAGUGCGCGGCCGGGCACUGGGGGCUGGCUGGAGGGCAGGGCUGCCGGCCCUGCGCCUGCCACCCCCGUGGUUCCCACAGCCCCAACUGCAACCAGUUCACAGGACAGUGCCCAUGCAGGGAUGGCUUCACAGGACAGACGUGCUCGGCCGUGGGGCAGCAGCAGUGCCCACCCCGGCACUACAGGGAUUCACAGGGAGGGUGCACAGAGUGCGACUGUGACUUCCAGGGCACGGAGGAGCUGGGCUGUGACGCGGCCACAGGCCGGUGCCUGUGCCGGGCCGGGGUCAGUGGGCCACGCUGUGCCCAGUGCCAGCGGGGCCACUGCAGCCCCUUCCCCGGCUGCCAGCUGUGCCACCCCUGCUUCCACACCCACAGCGGGGACAUCCAGCGCCUGCGCCAGCGCCAGGCCGGCCUGGCCAAUGCCACGGCGCGGCUGCCCGCGGGCACGGGGGGCUCCCGGCUCGGCCCCCGCCUCUCACAGGCGCAGGAGAGCCUGCAGCGGGCACAGGGCAUCCUCAGCCAGCCCUCGGGGACCCCGCAGGGCCUGGCAGAGGCGAGCAGCAUGCUCGCUGCCAUCAGGGAGCAGGUCCGAGGCAUAAAUCCCGACCUUCAUUUCCUGGAUGACACUGCCUCUCUAUCGAGGGAGCUGGAGGCCCUCAACAGCAGCUUGUUUGUCACCAGCUCCCAGUACCAGAGCAAGAAGAGCCAGUUUGAAACCAGCCGCAGCAGAGACGUGUCAGGAGCCUUCCAGACCAUCCGCUCUGCCCACCAGAGCUCCAGCAGCGCCGCCAGCCUGGCCGCGGGUGCCCCGGGGCUGCUGGCCCAGGCCAGGGAGAGCCGCCGCAGCGCCGUGGGGCUGCAGGGGGACCUGGCUGGGGACACAGCCAAGCUGCUGGCCCUGAAGGGAGAGCUGGCCUCAGCCCCCGACCUCACCCCUGUCAUCAACCAGGUGUGCGGAGGGGCCCGAACGGAGCCGUGCACCCCUGCCCGCUGCCAGGGGCUGCUGUGCCCUCGGGACAACAGCUCUGGCUGUGGGGCUGGCCAGCCCUGCCACGGCCUCCUCCCGCUGGCCAGCGGGGCCCUGGCUGCGGCCGGGCGAGCGGCCAGGGAGUUCAGCAGCCUCAGUGCCCGGCUCCAGGACACGGCACAGCUGAUUAAGACGACAGAGCUGUCAGCGAGUCAGAUCCAGAGCAGCACCCGGCGGCUGGUGGAGCAGCUGGGGGUGACCAGGACGCAGAUCCAGGGGGACGUGCAGCGUGUGCGGCAGCUCCUGCAGCGAGUGCGGAGCUUCCUGGCAGACAAGGACACGGAUCCUGCCGCUAUCCAGGAAAUCAGUGAGUCAGUUCUCUCCCUGCGGCUCCCCACGGACGCUGCUGCUGUCCGGAGGAGAAUGACCGAGAUCCAAAAGCUGGCGGUGGAGCUGCAGUGCCCGGAGGACAUCCUUGCCCAGACGGCCGAGGACAUCGCCAGGGCCAAGAGGCUGCAGCAGGAGGCAGAACAGGCCAGGAACCGGGCAAACGCCAUGGAGGGCAGCGUGGAGGAGGUGCUGGGCAACCUGCAACGAGCCAACACCGUGCUGCUGGAGGCCCAGGGGGCCCUCAGGGGCUCGGGCUCCUCGUUGCGCUUCAUCCAGGAGCGCGUGGAGGAGAUCGAGGCUGUCCUGGGGCCGGCAGAGAAGCACUUGGGGGCCGUGGGGCUGGGGCUGGCGGGGCUGGCAGGACGGCUGGCCCAGCUGCAGCACAGCNCACGGCAGGCCGGCAGCGUCCAGCAGCCCUCUGGAUCUCACCUGCAGUGUUUGUUUGUUUUUGGCCAGGCUUUUGCGCAGGUGAAGGAGCUGUACUCGGAGCUGCAGGGCAGGAUGGAGCAGGGCCUGGCGCUGGGGGAGCAGGGCAGCAGGGUGCAGAGCAUCGGCCGGGAGGCACAGGCUCUCUUCCAGGAGACCAUGGGCAUCAUGCUCAGGAUGCAAACUUUAGAGUCGGAAAUUCGGGAAGGCAACGAGGCUCUGGUGUCCAGGAUGUCGCGGCUGUCGGGGCUGGAGGAGAAGGUGGGAAGGAUCCGGGACAACAUCAAGAAAAAAGUCGCCUUCUACGAGAGCUGCUCCUGAGCAGCCCCUGUGCUCCAGGGCAUCGCUGCCUCCUCUGCACACACCGACUGCUGCUUUCAUUCCCAUUUCCCAGCUGCUGUGCUCCUCUGCCCAAUAUCCCUAUUUUUAGCAAGUUAAUUUUCCAUACCUCUGGAAAACAGCUUCCCUGAACUACAGGAGCAACCCCAUGGGGUGGGUUGGACUGGCCAAAGCUGCCCAGUGGUUGGAGGAAAAAGGGGAGAGACAUCAGGCUCCCAUGGCAAAUAAACACAUCCCCAGGUUGUUAUUUCCACAGGGCUUUAUAAACCAGGAAAUUAUUUUUUUCUUCUUCUAGCCAAUUCAAUCUUUAAGCUGGAUUUCACUGUUCAAAUUAAAGCCCUCCUGUGGGGUCUUCUAAAGCUU